Molecule: messenger RNA, 889 nt
Organism: Anastrepha ludens (Mexican fruit fly)
Lineage: Eukaryota; Metazoa; Arthropoda; Insecta; Diptera; Tephritidae
Exons: 4
Coding region: 507-884 (125 amino acids)
Source: RefSeq, a predicted model, not a curated record
ACGUCUUUCGCCAUUUGUACGUUUACGCUAAUGCAACCCUGUUUUCAUUAUCUAUCGCCUUUUUGUGUUGCGGAUUGAACAAAUUAAAUUAGUUAAAUACUUUCUUCAGAAGGCAAAGAAAUAAUAAAAUUUCUUGGUUAAAGGCAAGACGAAAUCAAAGACAACUGUUGGAUAAAGGAAGUUAAUAAAGAAAUAAAGAUAAAUAAGUGAAAACCGAAUAAAAAUGGAUUUACAAUAAACAAAGCUGCAGACGGAUGAGCGUAAAAGCAAUUAGUUUUGAGUGCAAAUACUAGCCUGAAAAAUCGAAGUUGAACGUAUAGCUGCUUUUUGGCGGUGCUUUAAUUAAAAUACAACAGCAAAUUGUUUAAUUACAAAAUCUCACAUUUCCAUAAAAAACGAACCUUUUGAGAUUAGCUUCAACUGAAGGCAAUCGAAAAAAGUUGUAUGUGCAUCACCCUCGGCUUAUAAAUAAUAAAUAGAAAACAACACAAACUAAACAAUACACAAUGGAUCGCAACAACGGUUCCAAUCGCUAUCCACCAAUACGUCGUGCAGUCCAGCAGCAACAUCAACCAAAUUCGUUAUCGCUUUCGUCGAAUAAUAAUCAACAUUUAGAUAAUCAUCGGAAUUCAUCUCAAUAUUCCACUUCCAACCAUAACACCUAUUCACAACAAUCCUCAAUGUCCCGCGAACCGCCUACACAACACGACGAACUAAUUCGAUACAUCAGGGAAGCAUGGACAAAAGUAAAUGAGCAGAAUACGCCAAUAAAUUACUGUCAAGAAUCUGAUCAUCAAUUGAAAAAUUUCAAACCUUUCAACUUGGAGGAGUACUGGGACCAGCGGCAUUUUCAAAAUAUUCGUGUGUCACACGGCCAACAAUAAGAUGA